This is a messenger RNA of Homarus americanus (American lobster), 1948 nucleotides long. Its product is annotated as serine protease snake-like. The record is from RefSeq and is a predicted model, not a curated record. Lineage: Eukaryota; Metazoa; Arthropoda; Malacostraca; Decapoda; Nephropidae. Gene Ontology annotation, biological process: proteolysis. The transcript is spliced from 8 exons. Gene Ontology annotation, molecular function: serine-type endopeptidase activity. The coding region runs from base 217 to 1836 and encodes 539 amino acids.
GGAGCACGGGGGAGGGUGCCUGCAGAAGGUUUGCAAGAGGACCAAAACUAAUAGUAGCACAUCAUAGCUUCAGUAAACAUCGUCCUUGUGUUUUGUCCAGACUGAUGCCGAUUGGCGAGAUAUAAGAUGACGUCACCCAGUACCAAAGAAGGACGGGUGUGAGUGUUGCUGCUGCUGGUCUUCCCUCAGUGUUGAGUUAACUUGUUAGCCAGAGGGAUGUAUUGGACGAUCGUUCAGCUGUUGACGUGUGUGUUGGGACUCUCCUUCGCUGAGGUAAAGUACGGGUUAGGUCUGCCGGGGGACGACUGUGAGAUGGGCGGGGGCGUGUUUGGGUACUGUGAGGAAGUGUGGGCGUGCCUGAAUGACGGGGGCGUGGUGAAGCGUGAGGGCGUGGUGAAGCUGUGCCAUCCUCAUCACUCAAACCUCUACGUGUGCUGUAGAAAGCCUCAUCUGGUGGCCAAGGAACUGUGCGAGGCGUGGAGUCACUACUGGAGAAGAGGUGAAGGACGAGGCUGCGUCAGUGAGAAGCAGCUAAUUAUUGGUGGAGUUAACGCUAGGCUGGGAGAGUUUCCCCACAUGGCCAUCAUCGGGACGAAAAUGCCAAAUAAACCAAUGAAUUACAUCUGUGGAGGUACUCUUAUAUCUCCUCACUACAUCCUCACCGCUGCUCACUGUCUCUUCGCAUACAGGGAAGGGAUGACCUAUUGGGCCAGACUCGGUGAACAUGACAGGAUCCACCAGUCACUUGAGGAGGUUGAGGUGUUGACGGGUCCCACUCCAGCCUCUCUCUACCGUGCUGCUGACCUUCUGGAUGCUGCUGACCCCUCAAAUAACCUUACAGCUGGUGGUCCUGGUCUUGUAAAUCGUACUAGUGGCCUGGAGGAUCGUGCUGCUGACCAUAGAUUUGGCUUGGGUGACUUGGAAGAGGAUGCAUCUGAUGUGGGAGAUGGUGAGGCCUUGUCUGACUCGUCUCCUAGCAUUCCUGACACCGAAAAUCGUGCUAAUAUCCUUCCAGAUGGUGCUCGUGACCUCCCAGCUGGUGCUCGUGACCUCCCAGCUGCUGCUCGUGACCUCCCAGCUGCUGCUCGUGGCCUCCCAACUGGUGAUGAGCCAGUGCAGAUGGUCCCAGCAGAGCAGCUCAUCGAACUGGGAGACAUGAAGAUCCACCCAGAGUACCAUGGAUUCUACAAGUACAAUGACAUAGCCCUCGUGAAACUGAAGACCCCGGCGAGGCUGACAGAGAGGGUCCUUCCUGCCUGUCUCCCACAAGAUCCUGAUGAGGACUACGUCAAUAAGAACCUGACAGUGGUUGGCUGGGGAUACACUCUCGGCGCUAGGGAGAUGUCGAGGAUUCUACAGAAGGUGACUGUACCUGUAGUGGAUCACCUCUCCUGCUCCACCUUCUUCGUUAACAGUAUCUCCCUCCCUCUUGGCAUCACCCAAGACAUGAUUUGUGCAGGAGAGAAACAGAAGGACUCCUGCCAGGGUGACAGUGGAGGACCUCUCACAGAACAGGUGCCUCGCCACGGAUCUACUUGUGAACAUACAGUGGCUGGGGUAGUCAGCUUUGGCCUAGGUUAUGGGUUCUCAUCCUGUGGUCGUAUUGGUGUCUAUACUCGAGUCUCUUCCUAUACAGAUUGGAUCACAGGCUACAUAGCACCCAAUAGUACUGGCCAGGGAGCCUACCAUACUACAACCACAACUACUACUACUCCUACUACCACAACUACUACUACUCCUACUACCACAACUACUACUACUCCUACUACCACAACUACCACCACUACUAAGAAUAUACAGGAUUUGUCGUCAAAUAUUGUGUUUUUCAAGAAAUAGUUCUGAUACGUUUUCAUUCAUUCAUAUAUAUACAGUUGUACCCCGCUUAACGCGGUUUCACUUAACGCGAUUUCUCGUAUACGCGGUGCCUCGCCAGAACCGAACUUUCACU